Odocoileus virginianus texanus is the source of this 3366-nucleotide messenger RNA. RefSeq names its product HEAT repeat containing 4 (gene HEATR4). Gene Ontology annotation, molecular function: oxidoreductase activity. The record is from RefSeq and is a predicted model, not a curated record. NCBI's taxonomy places the organism in Eukaryota, Metazoa, Chordata, Mammalia, Artiodactyla, Cervidae.
CAGCUUUGGAAUCUAAAACUAAGGAAGGUUUAAGAUGGCAAAACCUUGUUUCCCAUUGAAGAUUGUGUGUGGGAAGCCACUUUGAAGAUGCGUAGCCACGCCCCCAGGCCCUCCUCUGGACCAGGCAGCCUGGAAGGAGGCAUUUGCUGGGAAACAGUGACUAGGACGGAAAAGGGAAAGACCAUUCUUCCACACCAUUUCCCUCAGUCACUCCCCCCACGCCUGGGAUGGGGCAUGAUUUUCUCCUCUGUAAAACCAAGAAACAAAAAGGAAUGUGCCUCCAUUUCCGGUGUGCCUCCAGUCUUCCACUUCAGCCCACAGCACUGUGCACACCUCAAGAACAAAUACCUGAACCAGGCCAGUGCAAACCUGACGUUUUCUCAGGAGGUGGUGUGGCAGCGAGGGCUGCCCAGCGUCCCUUACAGCCAGUACAGCUUUGACCAUCUCUACGACGCCAGUGGCAUCAUUCAGCCUCGCCAAGUCAGGAAGGCCCGGCCUGAGAAGAAGCCCGUCUGCCUCGAGGUCUCGGAUUCUCCAGGUCCCCCAACAAAGGUCACCUCCCAGGCUGUGAAGACGGAAAGCUAUGCCAAACCUACAAAACCGAAGAGAUCAGAGCCAGCUAGUAUAGGCCAGGAGGCAUCUAGCCCCCUCAGUCUUCAUCCAAGCAGGGAGUUGGACAUGCUGGACCUGUCACUUGCUCCAGAAGUGAACCUGGAGGAGAGGGAAACCUGGCUUCCGCCUGCUGAGAAGGCGGCCAGAGCGUGGGAGGCCGUGGUGCUGGAAAAGCUGAACAAGCGCACUGCCCGAUGGAUCCAGAACAAGCGUCCUCCAAGGCCAGGGGUGUCCGCCAGUAAGUGGCAGAGCUUCUUGCGCCAGCAGUACGACUGGAGCCACAUCCGCGAUGAGCUCACUUCCUCCAGUGACCUGGACCUCUUGAAACAGCUGGAGGAAGAAGAGACGGCAGAAUUUGAGGGUCGAAGUGUCGUCCUGCCCACCCCGGAGGAAAAGAAGCCAGAGCUGCUGCUUCCCGUCUAUUAUCGACUGCCGAAUUACUUGCCGCAAGUGCAGACAGCUGAAACCAUGCCUGGCAUGAAUAAGACGGCUGAGGAAAUAGAUGAAAAGGGGAGCCUAUACAAGCCCCCAAGCCAGAGCCACGUUCGACAGGUGAAUCCACGAGCUGGAAAGUUUGCUUACUCCACAGACAACACCUUUGAACAGGAGAUUUACUUCGAUGAAGUCCAGAUCGUCCACCAGAUUGGUGCAAAGAGAGACCAAAUUCUCCUGGAAAAUCUCAAUCGAUACAUCAAGCAGUUAUCUAAGGUCUUCCCUGAAACCCCAGAGAGGUGGACUUCUCAGCCAGUUCCUGAAUCAACUUGCAAGCCUGUGAAAGGAGCCAUGCGCUGGAUAGCUUUGCCCACACCGGCCAAGGAUCUGCUGCUGAAGGUGGGUGAGAAGGACGUGUCCGUGAAGACCAGGAAACUGAAGAAGCAAGCAGAGUCACUGAAGGAGAAUGUGUCUUGGGAACUAGUGGUCCUGCGAAGGAUGCUGCAGGAAUGGAAGGUGGCCUGGGCUCUAAUCAUCGAGUGGCACCAUAAGACUGUUGAGGGCCUGCUGCAGAGCUUGGUGGACAUCCAUGAUGACGUCCGGAUCCAGGCCAUCGUCACUUGUGCCACAGCUGCUUUAGAACGGCCCCGUGCUGCUGUCAGUCGAGGGGACUCCGACAAGGAAACGAUGAAAGCCUCAUCUAUUCAGGACUUGCCAGAGGUUCUACAGCCCCCGCUAAUUGCUGCUCUUUGUGAUAAGAAUGCCAAUGUGCGGAUGGCAGCAGCAGUAUGCCAAUAUGCCAUACAGUCACAUAAUCCUCUUGCCCAGGAAAUCAUGCAGACUGUUCUUCUGAAGGGUAAUACCGUGGACAGCUGGGCUGCAGCUCAGUGCCUGGCUCUGGAAGGUGCUGCCACUUACCCUGUGAUUAAGAGGAUCAUCCACCAGCUGUUUCAUAAGAAGAAUGAGGACACCGAGCAACAGUCUUGUACGCUCCUGCGCCAUCUCAGUGGAAAGACAAGCCUGAUACAUACCAUGCUUGCUGUGGAGCUGAAUAGCUGUCAAUGGAAAGACCGCAUUGUGGCCUGCCGCGCUCUCUCCCGGAUCGGUGGAAAUGUCAGUUUGGAUAUGAAACAUAAGUUGAUCCAGCUGAUGUUGAGUGACUGGAAUAAGAAAGUGAGACAUGCAGCUGCCCAAGCUCUGGGGCAAAUGAACCUUGGAAAAGAGGUGCAUGACACAAUCAGAACCAAGCUGGGUCAAGGAAAUUUCCAGGGGCGUGUGGAAGCCCUCUACCUGAUUUGUGGGCUCAAGCUUAUGACCGCCAAGCUUUUCCCAAGCUUUCUGGACUGCUUCUCUGAUGACUUCAUGGCAGUGCGCCGGGCAGCUUGCUUGGCAGCCGGUGCCCUGCAGAUUCAUGAUAAUAGGGUCCUUGAAUGCCUUCUGAAUUUGAUACAGGGAGAUCCCUGCUGGAAAAUCAAGGCCUUUGCCAUUCGAGCUUUGGGGCAAAUUGGCUGCGUGAGCCCCCAGCUGACAGACCUCCUGCUUUGGGCUAUCCACUAUGAAGAGUCACCAGGUGUGCGACUAGAGGCUUGCCGGAGCAUCCUAGCCCUCAAACUUCAAGGAGACCGGGUCAGGGACACCUUCCUCGACGUGCUGCUCCUAGAGAACCAUGAGGCUGUUCUGAAAGAAAUUCACCAUGCAAUGAAGAUACUCAACUUAGAAAAUGAAGGAAACCAAGAAAUGCUUCAGGAGAUCAGGAACAGGAUUCAAACACUAAGCCAAAAGGAACUGUUGAUACAGAAAGUAUUCAAGAUUGAGGCAGCCGUAAGAAAAGUGAAGGAGGAAGCAAAACGUGUUUACGUGCAACCCAAAGAAGGGCAAAAACCACUGAAGCUCCAUACUUUUCUCCAGGAAAUUUUUCAGGGUGAGGGGAUGUCUCCUAGAAGACUGACUGACAUCUGUGACACUGAGGCAGUCAUAAAGUCUGUGAGGCCCUGCGCACCAAAUCCCUGGUCACAGAGUUCAGUCCUGGGCCUAAACACAAGACGCAGAGGUCGCUCAUCACUUGUCAAAGACCUACGCACUGCCCGGGAAAAAAGGAUUGCGAUGGGACCAUUUGGAUAUGACAACCAAGAUCUCAAGCUAAGUGAAAACUCAGAAGUUUUUCCCAGGGCUUUUUACCCUUGAAAUAAAAGUAAUUAUUUCUAGGAUGAGCCCUUCUCUUGCUCCAAGACACAGGCAGCAGUGAACUUAGUCACAUUCUUCUCUUUACCUGAAGUUGUAUAAUCUCUUUGUCAUUAUGUUUAUAAAGAAAAAUCUACUUAA